Gamsiella multidivaricata is the source of this 1197-nucleotide messenger RNA. Its product is annotated as S-adenosyl-L-methionine-dependent methyltransferase. The coding region runs from base 257 to 1069 and encodes 270 amino acids. Gene Ontology annotation, molecular function: S-adenosylmethionine-dependent methyltransferase activity. The transcript is spliced from 2 exons. The record is from RefSeq and is a predicted model, not a curated record. Lineage: Eukaryota; Fungi; Mortierellomycota; Mortierellomycetes; Mortierellales; Mortierellaceae.
GUCAGUCAUUCAGUCCACCCUCGUCCAUCGGUCAAAGAGACCGAUGAAGAUGCGGCUGGUCCUCCAGGGCUAGUUUCGACAUCGUCUUGGCUUUGGCUGUCAUAGUGUAAAGCGUGCGAAAGUUCCAUGCAAGUAGCAGCAGUGCAAAUAUAAAAACGUAUGUGUGGCCUCCACAAGGACAAUUAAUCCAACAAAAGCACAUCAGCGCAUCCCACACUGCAUUCAAGUCGUUCAUUCCUCAUUCACACUUCAAGCAAUGGCGACCUUCUCAAGCAAGACCUUCAACAGCGCGUUGUACCAGUCCUUCCGCCCUGGCUACAACUCCAACUUUUUCAAGGCGGUUUACAACUACCAUGCUAGGCACAGCGGCCAGUUCGACACCGCAGUUGAUGUCGGCACAGGCACUGGACAAGUCGCGUCUGUGUUGGCUGAGAAAUUCAAACAUGUGCACGGCGUCGAUGCCUCUGCAAAGAUGCUUGAUGCUGCCAUUCAAAAGCCUAACAUCACCUACCACGUCAGUAAGGGUGAAGAUCUCAGCGCCAUCCCCAGUUCCAGCGUCGAUGUUCUCACGGUCGCGCAAGCCCUGCAUUGGUUCGACCACCCAAAGUUCUUCUCCGAGGUCAAGCGUGUCCUUAAGCCCCACGGAACAUUUGCUGCCGUUGGCUACUCGUUCGUGCUCUUUGAAAAGCAUCCGAGGGCUAGCGAGAAAAUCUACCAGUUGGGCGAUGAGCCCGAUCAGUUGGGCACAUGCUGGGACCAUGGCCGAUUGAUUCUCGACAACCUCUACAAGAGUAUCGACGUGCCACUGCAGAACGUCGAACGACAUUAUUUCCCCAAAAAUGGGAACACACUGCCGCCCAUCAUGACCGAACAUGUUACGAUGAAACACUUUCGAAAUUAUAUCAAGACCUGGUCCGCUUACAAGAACUACUGCGAGAAACAUCCUGACCGUCCAGACAUCGUCGAUAAGACCAUCGAUGAAAUUAUGGCAGAGGAGAAUCUGAAGGACGAGGACGUGGUCGAUCUGACCUGGCCCACGGUUUUAAUCCUUGGAGAGAACGGUGUGUAGAUAUGCACUUCAUUUUCAAUCGACUACCUUUUCUUUUUAUUGUUGUACGAUGAUCGGCUUCAAGUUUGGGACGCUAUCCGUCCCACAAAGCUCUCUUGAGCUAUUUUUUUUUUUUUUUUUUUUUUUUU